This is a messenger RNA of Vanderwaltozyma polyspora DSM 70294, 3837 nucleotides long. It is a transcript of the gene PDS5, whose product is annotated as sister chromatid cohesion factor PDS5. Lineage: Eukaryota; Fungi; Ascomycota; Saccharomycetes; Saccharomycetales; Saccharomycetaceae. The transcript has a single exon. Bases 1 to 3837 code for a protein of 1278 amino acids. Gene Ontology annotation, cellular component: chromatin; nucleus. The record is from RefSeq and is a predicted model, not a curated record. Gene Ontology annotation, biological process: DNA repair; mitotic sister chromatid cohesion.
AUGGUUCAAAAGGCCAAAUUAAGGUUUAAGAAACCUAUUCUGUCAUCAUCUGAAAAUCCAAUCUCUCUAGAUGAGCUUCUGUCUCGACUAAGUAAUUUGCAUGAAGAAUUAUCUACAUCUGAUCAAGAACAGACAGAUCUUGAUAGCUUGUCAGGAUACUGUGCUGAUCUGGUGAAUAGGAAGUUGUUGAGACAUAAAGAUUCCGGUGUUCGUGCAUUCACGGCAUGUUGCUUAAGUGAUAUUUUAAGGUUAUACGCACCAGAUGCGCCAUAUACAGAUACCCAACUAACAGAUAUCUUUAAAUUAUUCUUAUUUGAAUUUGAGGAACUGGGAGAUUCAGAAAAUAGUUAUUAUCUACAGCAAACUUAUCUUAUUACCAGAUUGCUUGAAUACAGAUCAAUCGUAUUGUUAGCUGAUUUGCCUAGCGCCAAUCAGUUAUUACAAGAUUUAUUUACCAUUUUUUACAGUGAUUCAAGGACAUAUAAUUCAAAACUUUAUAAAGUUAUUGGUGGUAUAUUAGGUGAAGUCAUAUCAGAAUUUGACAUUGUACCUAUAUCAGUAUUGAAAAUUAUCUUUAACAGAUUUUUGACUCAUGACAUCAAAAACAUUCCAAAAGGUUUAGGGGUAGCUUCUAAUAGUGCUUAUGAAAUUAAUUUAAUUCUAUGUGAUACUUAUAUUAGUAGAAUGAGUAGACAUUUUACUAGAUAUUAUUCAGAAGUUCUCUAUGAACUUUCCAAUGAUGAAAAUUCACAUCAUGAAAGUCCUAGGGAAAUUUCAAGAUCAUUGGAAAAAUUACAUAGGUUAACUAUUAGAUUGUGGGAAACAAUUCCUGAUAUAGUAUCGCCUGUUAUGGGUUUCAUUUAUCAUGAAUUAUGCUCUGAGAAGGAUCUCUUAAGAUUGAAAGCUACUCAAUUUGUAGGAUCUAUAUUAGCGUCAGAUUCACAAAUUAAUUUUGCUACAACAUAUAAAGAUGUAUUCAAUGCAUGGGUUACUAAAAUAGCGGAUAUAAAUGCAGAUGUUAGAGUGCAAUGGGUUGAAACCAUCCCUGAUAUUUUGGCUUCCAGAGACGAUAUUUCAGAAGAAAUCAGUAAAGGUCUGUCUAAGACUUUGAUAGAUACAGAUAACCAGGUUCGUAAAGCAUCAGUACUUGUCUUUGACACUGUUCCAGUACAAAUUUUGUGGAAUAAUAUUAAAAAUUUAUCAGUUUAUAAUUCACUACUUCAUUUAACGAGAGAGAAGAAUAAGGACGUAAGAGAAUUAUGUAUAUCUACAGUUACAAAGUUUUAUUCCAAAUCUUUAAAGAAUGUAACAAGAUCUACGGAAAAUAAGGAUACGUGGGAUGUCAUUGAUAAAAUUCCUUCAUCGCUGUUCAACUUAUAUUAUAUCAAUGACUUACAUAUAAAUGAACAAGUUGAUAAGGUUGUUUUUGAAUCAUUGCUUUCUUUAGAUAUUGAUGACAAGAAAAGAGUGGAAAGGUUAUUAGAAGUCAUUUCCAAAUUUGACAAAAAAGCCUUUUCCUCUUUUUUUGCAUUUAAUAAAAGACAGGUGCAGAUGUCUAUUGCGUUAUCAAAGUAUGUUGAAUUCUGUGAAAUUAUCAAUGACAAUGGUUCAACUAUAGAUUCCAAUUUGUUGGUAGAUGCUAAUGCAAAGCUUCCGAAAUUAAUUGAAUGGCUGGCAACAGGGUUAAGUGAUCCAGUGAAAGGUAUAGCUGCUCUUGAGGCGAUUAAAGAACUAAACGAUAGAAGAAUAUAUUAUUUGAUAAAAACAUGUAUAUCUAGUGAUGUCACCUUCCAAUCCUGGAAGAACAGCUUUAAGGAAUUAAGCAAUAAACUAAAUGAUUCGUCACUUCUAAGAAAGCAUAAUAUAAAAGCGGUAUCGACAAUUGUUCCUAAAGAAAUUGCUAGACAAUUCAUUAUCCUAAUUUAUAGAUCAUCGCCACUGAUUUAUAAUGUGUCCAAUAUUACACAAUUUUUAAAUACAGCCGAUGGUGAGUAUUUGGAAUUGAAAAGAAAGUUGUUAGAUAACAUCUCUGAAAUUAAUCCAUCCUUACUUAAGGGCCAAGUCAAAAUGUUAGUUGAUUUUGUGAAAAAGCAUAAUACAUUGGAUGAAGAUGAUGCAUCUCUUCCUUUUAGUGAAGUUCUAAAAACUUUAUAUAAAAUUGGGAAGAGUAUGCCAAACGAAAUUAUGUUUUCAGAAUCAUUUUUCGUGGAUAAACUGGAAGAUUAUGCUAUUAAUGGCACAACUCUUGUCUCCAAGUACGCUACAAAGUUAAUUUCUUUGAUGCCAAAUUCAGCGGAUGUUUUAACAACUAUAAGAGCAAUGAUUAUGCCAUUAGAUAUCAAAAAGGCUGAGCGUUUUACCUCUAAUAUAGUUGUGUUGUCAGAAAUAUUUAAAUAUUGUCCAAGAGUCUUAGAUGAAGAUUCAACUGAAAUUGUAAGCUAUCUAAUCAAGGAAGUCCUUCUUUCAAACGAAGUGGUUGGUGAUGAGGAUAUAGAAACUGAUUGGGUAGAUGACAAGCUACUAUACACAUCAAGAUAUAAUGCAUUAAGUGCUAAGUUAGCAUCACUUAAAUUAUUUACAAAUAAGUUAAAAAGUAUAGCUCAUGAAGCUGACAAAGAUGACAUUACUAAUGCCUUUAUUAAGAAAACUAUGAAAUUAUUUUUCUAUUUAAUAGCAAGUGGUGGGGAGCUGAUUUCUGAAAAUAACAAAGAAUUUUAUCCAACGCCAAGUAAUUAUCAAACAAGAUUGCGUUGUUGCGCAGGCCUUCAACUAUUGAAAUUGGCAAGAAUUCCAGAACUAAAUGAAUUUAUCAAACCAUCAGAUAUUAUCAAAUUAAUUAACAUUGUUGAAGAUGAAUCUUUGCCAGUACGUAGGACAUUUUUGAAUCAACUAAAGGAUUUUAUCUCGAAUGAAUUGAUAUCUAUCAAAUUUUUACCUUUGAUAUUCUUUACCGCUUACGAACCUGAUCAAGAUGUCAAAACAGUCACAAAGACCUGGAUCAAUUUCACAUUUGGCAAAGAGGCAUUUAAAAAGGGUACAUAUUUUGAAAGAGCACUACCUCGUCUGAUACAUGCUAUUUCUCAUCAUCCAGACAUAGUUGAGGCAUUUGAGAAUCAAGAUGAUUCCUUCUUGAGUGCUAUGACAACUGCAAUUGACUAUCUGAUGUUUUACUUCGAUUCAAUUGCAACCCAAGAAAACUUUAGUCUGUUAUAUUAUCUAUCAGAAAGAAUCAAGAAUUAUGAAGAUAAGGUAAUCUCUGAAGAUACUGAUGAAAUUGAGAUAUCAAGAAAAGAGAAUUCAAAAAGAAUGUAUAUCAUUGGGGAAUUAUCCCAAAUGAUUCUAAUUCAAUUUAAAGAGAAGAAGGCUUGGCAGCAUUCUGCAUACCCUGGAAAACUAAAUUUACCGGGAGAUUUGUUCCAACCUUUUGCUACAAUUAAAGAAGCACAAGCUUCUUUCAAGACUUAUAUUUCUGAAAAGUCAUCAGAAAAAUUACAAGCUAAUAUAAAAACAAAAGUUGGUAGACUAGUUUAUUCCUCUCAAACUCAAAGACAACGAGCUCAAAAGAGAAUGCUAGCUAGUGAAUAUCAAAGUGGAAGCAAAAAGAAGGCCACUAGAAGAUCAGAUCGUAAAAGCAGACAUAAGGGAUUCACUGACGAUGAAAAUAGUGACGAUGAUGAUGAUUCUGAAAUCGAUGAUGAUGAAGUUUAUAAACCAUCUGGUGGUAGGUCAUCGAGUAAUACUGGAAUGAGAAAAAAUUUGAGAGAAAGGAAAAAGAUCGACUACAAAGAUGAUGAUGACAAUGAUGACGAUGCAGUCGAAUAUGAUAGUUUAAUCUAG